AUAUUCACAAAAAAUGAAUUUUGGCUGGGAACAUUACAAUAGAGACCCACGUUAUCGCCCACCAGGAAACUCUCCACCAAUGAAUCCGUCACCACACCGAGAGUAUUUUCCACCGAUCUCAGGAAACCAAUAUAACAACUAUCGUAAUGUAUAUAAUAAUAAUAGAUAUCAGGAUGAAAGAGAGCCUGGUUGGGUAAGAGAAAGGAGUCCUCCUCCUUACUCUAGAGAGAGAGAACGUGAAAGAGAUAAUAGACAUCGUGAUAAUAGAGAACGUAAUAGCUCAUAUCGUGGAAACAAUAUACCACCACAAGCUCAUUAUGAUCGAGAUGGUGGUGGUGGUCAACAUAACCCUUAUGAUUAUCGUGAAUUUCAUCAUCACAGAAAAAGAUAUUCGAGAGAAUGGGAUUUUCGUCAUCCUCAUGAUCUCAGAUAUGAUCAUAAUAAACCCUUAAAAAUAUCUAUACAAAGACAUUUUAAGGACAAAGAUGAUUUAAGCAACAGAAAUUAUUUUCAAAAAGUAAAUGAAAAUCAAAAAGGUGGUUGGACAGGUUGGCGAAGUAUUGAACCUGGUUUUUGUGUAUCAUCAAGCAGAGAUCAGGAAAAUAAUGAAUCAUUAUCAUCUCAAGAUGAUGAUUUUGGUGAUGGUAAUAGUACUGCAGCUGCUGAUUUAUCAGAAAAUAUAAUAGACCAAUCCCAAGAUAUGGAAAUUAGUUCUGGUGAUACUGAUAUGCAACAGCAAUUGUCUUCUCAAAUAAUAGAUAAUCCAAGAACAACAAAUAUGACAGCUAGUUCUGAUCAAUUUAAAUCAAUUGAAGAGUAUGUUAAAACAAGUGAAAGACUUAAUGCUGAUUAUGAUGAUGAUGAAAAUGCUAAAAAUAAUAAAGAAAAUAAUAGUGUAAAUACUGAUUCAAUUGGAAAAGAACAAUUCAAUGUAGAAAAUAAAAUCAUUACAAUUGAUGAAAAUAAAGAACCAAAAGUUUAUGAUGAUAAUAAUGCUUUUGAACAAAGUUUUAAUAAUAAAAACAAUAAAAAUAAUAACAACAAUAAUAAUCUGGUAGCAGGUAUUCAACCAAAUAAUAUUCCUGAAAAACAGUUGCAACAAGAAUCAUCAAAAACUUUAUUUUCAUCAACGGUUAAUAAAGUCCCAUCAUCACCAUCAUCUGCACAAUUAAAAGAACAUACUGUUGAAAAUAAUUCUAUUGGUGCACAACUUGAACAUGUGGAAGAUGAGCUCGAUUAUUAUCAAAAUCUUUUAAGCAAAAUUCAAAAGCAGCGUGAAGAAAAAAUGAAACUAAAUAGUAAUAAUCAGAAGACAAUGAUAGAUAAUGAUGAAAAUUUGAAAAUUGUUCAACAAAAUGUUACCAAACCACAAAUGGAAAAAAGUGCAAGGAAUAGAAUUUCAACUAAUAAAGAUUCUGAAACUUUUAAAGAAAAUACCCAUCCUGCUUAUCCUUCAAAUGAAAUAACUUCAUCUAAUAAUAAUACUGAAAAUAUAAAAACUUGUCAUAUUAAAAAAGAAAACCCGGGAACGUCAGAAUCCUCCCAAACAUCUAAUGACGAACCUCAAUUAUGGGAGGGUAUUUAUGCUCAAAAUAAAGAAUUUUUGAGGAAAAGAGUUAAUUCUAGAUUUUCUGAAGGCUCAGAUAAUUUGUUGCUAGGACCUGUGAAAUUGUAUAACAAUAUAGAUGAUUAUCCAUUCUUUCAACAAAAUACUGAUAGACAUAGUCAAUUAAAAGCAUUUUAUAUUUCAAAUUGUUCGAUCGAAGAUAAAUCAAAAGAAGCAAGCUUACAACAAGAAUGGAAGGCAUUUUUUCAAGCUUGGAAGCAGAAUGUUGAAAAUUCAGUUAGUUCCAAAGGAAAAUUAAAACAAGAUGAUGAUAGUGGGUCUACAGUUGGGUUUGCAGCAAGAUGGCCAGUCAGACAUAACAGGGGAAAACGUAGAGUUGAUGUUAUUAGAUCUGAUGCAGAAAUGCAAGAUAUAUUAAAUCAGUUUGCUGAAGCAGAACGUAUAGCUAAAACAUGGGCAAAAAUACCACCAAUGAUAUUGGGCGAAAAAAGAAGAGAGUAUUCAUGUAUUAUUGACAACAAUUCAUUUGUUUUAGAUCCUGUCACAUUUUAUGAAAUCAAUGUUGAUUUUAAUGCUAAUUGGACAAUUCAAGAAAAAGAAAUUUUCUAUGAACAAUUUAAAUUAUAUCCAAAGAAAUUUGGAAAAAUUGCAGCGGCAAUUGAAAAUAAAUCAUCUAAAAAUUGUGUUUUAUAUUAUUAUCAGAACAAAAAAGCAUUAAAUUUAAAAGAAUUAAUUCCAAAAAAUGGCCGAGGUCAACGGAUGCUUACAGCAAAUAGUGAAAACCCAUUUCAAAACCAACAAGGGUUAGCAAUGGCAGGUCAACCUGACGUUGGUAUUGAUGAAGCAGCACGCAAAAGUAGAUUAAAACAAAAUGAAAUUAUGGAUGGCAGUGGUGGUAACAAGGAUGGUGUUGAUGACGGUUCAGGUAAAAAAACAACCACAGGUGAUGGUCGUACUACAACAGGGUUGAAAGAAAAAAAGAUAUCAUCUUACUGGAAUAAAAAAGAAAUAAACCAAUUUGAACAAUCAUUGAAUCUCUAUGGAAGAGAUUUUAAAAGAAUUUCUGAAUUUAUUAAAACCAAAUCUGAAGUUCAGGUUAAGAAUUAUUACGAAAAACAAGUUAAAAAUGAAGAAACUUCUGUUGUUAAUCAGAGAGCCACCAAUAUUCAAAAUAACUUUUUGUCAUCAACAUCUGAACGAAUAAUGACUACAAAAUUGCCAAAUAUAGUAAAUUUAUCAUCAUCACAUACAUCGUUACAUGCUACGCAAGGACAUCAUAAUGAUUCUGAGUCACAAAAACCAAUGAAAAUAUCAUCAACUCCACCUGCAACAAAGAUUUCAUCAUCAAAUGAAGGAAACAAGCAAAAUAUUCUUUCUCCAAUCUCAUCAUUAACUACAAAGUUACCACAAUAUAUGACUUCUAAUCAAACAAUUUCUUCACACCAUCAUACACCAACACCUCAAUCUCAGUCAAUACCUCCAAUACAACAUAUUCAUCAACAAAAAGAUGCGGAUGCACAAAUGGAUGCACAAAGAAGGCAACAGCAGCAGCAAACAUUUUUCCCAUUAAUAACUGGCAUUAUGCCUAGUACAUCAAAUCAACAACAAUCUCAAACCAUUUUUCAACAAGCUCAUCCACAACAUGUAUGGGUUGACCAACCUUCACGAAUGCCUUGUUUCAUGCCACCUCAACAAGCUCAUCAACAGGCACAGGCACAGGCUCAUCCACAACAAGCACAUCAGCAACCUCAUCAACAGAUGCAUCAAAAUUUGCUGCAACCUCUUCACCAACCACAGGUACACCUUCAACAACAACAACAAACACAUCAUCAACAUCAGCAGCAGCAACAACACACAACACUUCCUCAACCAACAUCAAGCAACCAACAUCACUUUCUUCAACAACAACAAUUUCAUCAUCAUCAUCCGCAACAACCGCCACCGCCACCGCCACCAUCAUCACAACAACAACAAAAAAACAACAAGUAUCAUGAGUAUGAUGCAUCUAAAUUGUAUGGUGGUAGUCAAAAUCAAUAUGAUCGGUGUGAUGCAUCUCUUCAACUCAUGGAAAAGUUUUUUUUGCUAGACAUGUCCAUAAGAAGAAGAGAAGGCGGUACCACUGAGUAUAAUAACAAUAGGUCUAUAUCGCCUUCUGCCUUCCAACAUAGCCAAUUAAACUUCAAGCACCAGAAUUGGACAGCACUAUAA
This is a messenger RNA of Entrophospora candida, 3775 nucleotides long. The record is from the annotation of a GenBank genome assembly. NCBI's taxonomy places the organism in Eukaryota, Fungi, Glomeromycota, Glomeromycetes, Entrophosporales, Entrophosporaceae.